UGUGGCAAACUCAGCCUAUCGAGCAUUCUCCUAUCUCUCCCUCUCUCUCUCUCUCUCUGUAGCGGAAACGGCUUGAAAGAUGGCUCCAAGAGACAGGUCUAACAGCGCUAGCAGCAGCCCCACCCCUAACUCCACCGUCAAGGAGAUCCGUUACAGAGGCGUUAGGAAGCGGCCGUGGGGUCGUUACGCCGCCGAGAUCCGUGACCCCGGCAAGAAAACCCGGGUCUGGCUCGGCACUUUCGACACUGCUGAAGAGGCCGCGCGUGCUUACGAUGCUGCUGCUCGUGAGUUCCGCGGCUCCAAAGCCAAGACUAAUUUUCCUUCAGUUUUCGAGCUUAACAACGCUGCCGCCUCCUCCGCCGCUCCUAUUGUGACCGUCGCACGCAGCCCAAGCCAGAGCAGUACCGUAGAGUCCUCUCCUUCACCUCCACGAGCUGCUUCUCCCCCACCGCCUCUGGAUCUUACUCUCAACGUUCCCAGCCAUCACUGCCACAGCCAUUUCCCCAACGGUGUUAGCUUCCCUGGGAGCGCAUGGAUUUCACUCGCGGCGGUUGGUAGCCCAGUUUUCUUUUUCGAUGCCCUUGCUCACGGGGAGAAUAAAAAUCAUACUAACGCUAACACGUGCAGAUUUGAUCGGACGGCGGGGAUGAUGAACGGUGGGGUUCAGAGUGAUUCAGAUUCUUCAUCUGUUGUUGAUUAUGAUCAUGAUCGUAGCCCUUGUAAGAAGGGAUUAUCACUUGAUCUGGAUCUUAACCUCCCCCCCGCAGAAGUUGCCUGAUUAUGAGAUCUGGUUUUUGGGAAUUUGUUUUGGGCUUCGGCGUUGGUCCCCCCUUUUUUGUUGUCUUUAAGCUCAAUUUCCAGUCGAGACCGGAGGAAAACUGACGUAUCUUUUUUAUUAUGUAUGUAAGGAGAGAUAACCCAAGCAAAAGCUUGUGUUUUUUUAGCAACUGAGAAAUCAUGAUUUUCUCGAAUGUUGUUUCUACUGUUUUUAUUGUUAGUGUUAAAUUCAUUAAUACAUAAAUUUUCAUCUUUAAAUCAACUUUUAACAAUUUCCUUUACCAUUUUCCAUUUUAUCGAGUUUUUCAAACUUUGAUUUGUUCACGGUAUAUCUGCUUGGUUGCCGAGGGAAGGCAAUGCAAAAAGUCAACCGGGGUCCUGAAUCCCUGGUGAGUUGUGUUUAUCAGACUACAAUAGAAGCAAGAAUAAUCAGAAGAUAUUCAUUUUUUGCAAUUUUCUCAGUAACCAAACGGAAUUCAUGGUGGUUCCAAAAUUCCAAAUUUGUUUUCCCUUGGUUGGAUUUUGGCUGCGUAUCUUAUUUGUAUAUGUAGCGUACAAGUGUCGAACAGACAUGUCGCCGGCAUUGUGGGCAGU
This is a messenger RNA of Hevea brasiliensis (rubber tree), 1371 nucleotides long. RefSeq names its product ethylene-responsive transcription factor 4-like. The coding region runs from base 80 to 778 and encodes 232 amino acids. Gene Ontology annotation, molecular function: DNA binding; DNA-binding transcription factor activity. Lineage: Eukaryota; Viridiplantae; Streptophyta; Magnoliopsida; Malpighiales; Euphorbiaceae. The record is from RefSeq and is a predicted model, not a curated record. Gene Ontology annotation, biological process: regulation of DNA-templated transcription. The transcript has a single exon.